AAAGUAGUCCACAAUCGCUGGAGCUUUUCUCUUCUCUAUUUUCACUUCAUUUCUUCCUCCUUUUCCAGCAAUCAAAGCCUGCGCAAAGAAGUCUCCGGCGUAGAAAUCCUGCAGAUUUUUCCGCUGCCAAAAUGGUCGACGUUGACCGGAGAAUGACCGGUCUAAAUCCGGCUCAUAUAGCUGGCCUACGCCGUCUCUCAGCCCGAGCCGCCGCUCCCUCAACCGCUACUUCUCUUCCUGUCCGAAAUGGUUUAGUCUCUUUCUCUUCUCUGGCUGAUAAAGUCAUAACUCAUUUGCGUAGCUCAGGUAUCCAAGUCCAGCCGGGUCUUUCUGACUCUGAGUUCGCGCGGGCUGAGGCAGAGUUUGGCUUCGCUUUCCCUCCAGAUCUUCGUGCUCUACUCUCCGCUGGUUUGCCUGUUGGUCCUGGCUUCCCAGACUGGCGCUCUGCCGGUGCUCGCCUCCAUCUCCGUGCUUCGCUCGAUAUUCCUAUCGCUGCUAUCUCAUUUCAAAUCGCUCGCAACACUUUCUGGUCAAAGUCGUGGGGCCUGAGACCAUCCGACCCGGAAAAGGCAUUGAAGGUGGCGAGAAAUGCGCUGAAGAGAGCUCCGCUUUUGAUUCCCAUUUUCAACCAUUGUUACAUUCCUUGUCACCCUUCUUUAGCUGGUAACCCCAUCUUUUACGUCGAUGAGAAUCGGAUCUUCUGUUGCGGUUUGGAUCUAUCUGAUUUUUUCGACCGAGAGUCCCUCUUCCGGAGCUCCAUGUCUGACCCUAUACUUCUAAAGAAGCAAAGGUCCGUUAGCGAGAAAUCGGCUGGGACUUCUUCAAAUUACUCGCGUAGAAGCUUGGAUACGGGUUUAACAAACGGAGCGAGAACCCCGAGAUGGGUCGAGUUCUGGAGUGAUGCAGCCAUGGACAGACGGAGGCGAAACUCGGCGUCUUCCUCUUCGGAAUCAUCGUCGCCGGAGCGGUUUUUCGAUAUACCGAGGUCGGAGAUGCCAAAGUGGGUGGAGAAGUACAUAGGGAAAAUCGGGUCGGUUUUGAGAGAGGGCGGUUGGAAAGAAACUGAAAUAUCCGAGAUAGUCCACGUGUCAGCAUCCGGUUUCUUCGAAGCGGAGAUGGUUUUGUUGGACAAUCAAGCGGUCAUGGAUGCUCUGCUUUUGAAAGCGGAUCGGUUUUCUGAUUUGCUCCGGAAAGCUGGGUGGAGCUCCGAAGAAGUUUCGGACGCAUUGGGUUUUGAUUUUAGACCGGAAAAGGAAAGGAAACCAGCUAAGAAAUUGUCACCUGUGCUGGUUGAGAAGAUUGGGAAAUUAGCCGAGUCGGUUUCCCGGUCAUAAAGUCGGCAUCCAGAUUUUUUUUCCACAUUGAAGCCUCGGGUCUGGUUUUUUUUUUUUUUAAAUCGAAGGAAUAGGUGAAAUUUGAAAUGUAUAUGGAGAAACGCGUUGUACUAUGGAACAGCUUAUAAAACAUUUAUAAUCUCA
Messenger RNA from Manihot esculenta (cassava), 1478 nucleotides. RefSeq lists its product as uncharacterized. The transcript has a single exon. The record is from RefSeq and is a predicted model, not a curated record. Lineage: Eukaryota; Viridiplantae; Streptophyta; Magnoliopsida; Malpighiales; Euphorbiaceae. The coding region runs from base 132 to 1334 and encodes 400 amino acids.